AUGGACGACGAAGCGCUUGACCCCCAUACGCAGGACUUCUCGGACCCCACGAGCAGCCUCGGCAGGGUAAAGAGUGAGAAGAAGAAGGUGAAAUUGGCCGGCAGCUUCGUGCACUCGUCUGCGGAUCCGCGGCAGCACCACUGGAAGAGGCUCCGGAAACUCCUCGCAAGCAUCCACCUGGCCAACUUUAUGGCGCUUGUGGUUCUGGUGGAUGCAUAUUGCACGUGCGUUGAUAUUGACGCAAGUGCAGCGGGCGUUCACACACCUGGCAUCUUCACGACGAUCGCAACGAUGUGUCUGGUGAUGUACACUCUCGAAGCAGCGGCCUUGCUUCUUGCCUUUGGCCCGAGGCUCUUCUUCAGCGACUGGAUAGGGACGCUCGAUGUGAUCAUCGUGUCGUGCGGCUGGGCGGAGAAGGUCAUAACUGCAGCGGGCGUGGGAUCCAUUGGCUUCCGCACGGCAGUGCUGCGUGCUCUGCGGCUGGUGAGGAUUUUCCGCCUCUUGCGGUCACUGAAGAGGAUCCGGGCCUUGCGCGAGCUGUACAAGCUGGCCCUGAUGAUGGCCACGUGCUUCAAGGCCCUGCUCUGGUGCUUUCUGCUCUGCUUCAUGGUGAUGACCGUCUGGGCCAUGCUGAUGGUGGAAGUCGUAAGCCCGUACGUGCGGGAGAUGGGCGUCUUCAGUAGCUGCCCACAAUGCACGCGGGCUGUGUCCUCGGUGAUGGAUGCGAACCUGCUGCUGUUCAAAACAGUGAUUGCUGGCGAUUCAUGGGGCGAAGUGGCUGUACCUGUCAUCCAGGAGCAUCCUGAGACAGCCGUCAUCUUCAUCGGCUCUUCUCUCUCCCUGGUCUUCGGCGUUCUGAAUCUUAUUGUCGCCGUUGUGGUCGACACCUUUGCAGAUGCUCGGCAACAUGACGUCCAGAGCUUGGCCGAAGAGAUGGAGGUGGAGAUCGACCACGAUCGAAAGAUCUUGGCAAAGCUGUUCCAGCGGAUGGACCGAGACGGGAGUGGGCAGCUGUCUCUUCAGGAGCUCAUAGAAGGAGCUUGUCAAGACCCAGCCUUUCAGAGUCGGCUGCGGGUCAUGGACAUUGAUGAGCAGGACUUGGAGCAGUUGUUCCACAUGAUCGACCAAGAUGGAUCUGGAUCGGUGUGGAGGUGGCAGUUUCAUUGGCCCCCUGAGCAGGUGGGCGCAUGA
Messenger RNA from Symbiodinium natans, 1191 nucleotides. Lineage: Eukaryota; Dinophyceae; Suessiales; Symbiodiniaceae. The record is from the annotation of a GenBank genome assembly.